Messenger RNA from Acanthosepion pharaonis, 1620 nucleotides. NCBI's taxonomy places the organism in Eukaryota, Metazoa, Mollusca, Cephalopoda, Sepiida, Sepiidae. The record is from the annotation of a GenBank genome assembly.
AUGGUCACCACCAGUGUCGAGCUCUCUUCAAAAGUUUUUGUCGCUCUCUUCCUUGUUUGUUUUGACUUUCUUUUGUUCCUCCCCCUUGUCGUUCAUUCAUUCGUUUGUCUCUCUCUCCUUCACAUGUUCGUUCGUUCAUUCAUUCGUUUGUCUCUCUCUCCUUCACAUGUUCGUUCGUUCAUUCAUUCAUUCGUUUGUCUCUCUCUCCUUCACAUGUUCGUUCGUUCAUUCAUUCGUUUGUCUCUCUCUCUCCUUCACAUGUUCGUUCGUUCAUUCAUUCGUUUGUCUCUCUCUCCUUCACAUGUUCGUUCGUUCAUUUAUUCGUUUGUCUCUCUCUCUCCUUCACAUGUUCGUUCGUUCAUUUAUUCUUUGUCUCUCUCUCCCCUUUCAUGUUCGUUCGUUCAUUCAUUCGUUUGUCUCUCUCUCCCUUCACAUGUUCGUUCGUUCAUUCAUUCGUUUGUCAUGUUCAUUCAUUCGUUUGUCUCUCUCUCCUUCACAUCGUUCGUUCAUUCAUUCGUUUGUCUCUCUCUCCCUUCACAUUUCGUUCGUUCGUUCAUUCAUUCGUUUGUCUCUCUCUCUCCUUCCAUGUUCGUUCGUUCAUUCAUUCGUUUGUCUCUCUCUCUCCUUCAAUGUUGUUCGUUCGUUCAUUCAUUCGUUUGUCUCUCUCUCCUUCACAUGUUCGUUCGUUCGUUCAUUCAUUCGUUUGUCUCUCUCUCCUUCACAAUUCAUUCGUUUGUCUCUCUCUCUCCUUCAAUGUUCGUUCAUUCAUUCGUUUGUCUCUCUCUCUCUUCAAUGUUCGUUCGUUCGUUCAUUCAUUCUUUGUCUCUCUCUCUCCUUCACAUGUUCGUUCGUUCGUUCAUUUUCAUUUCGUUCGUUCGUUCAUUCAUUCGUUUGUCUCUCUCUCCCUUCAAAUUCAUUCGUUUGUCUCUCUCUCUCCUUCACAUGUUCGUUCGUUCGUUCAUUCAUUCGUUUGUCUCUCUCUCUCCUUCACAUGUUCGUUCGUUCAUUCAUUCGUUUGUCUCUCUCUCUCCUUCACAUGUUCGUUCGUUCGUUCAUUCAUUCGUUUGUCUCUCUCUCCUUCACAUGUUCGUUCGUUCAUUCAUUCGUUUGUCUCUCUCUCCUUCAUAUGUUCGUUCGUUCGUUCAUUCAUUCGUUCAUUCGUUCGUUCAUUCAUUCGUUUGUCUCUCUCUCUCCUUCACAUGUUCGUUCGUUCGUUCAUUCGUUUGUCUCUCUCUCUCCUUCACAUGUUCGUUCGUUCGUUCGUUCAUUCAUUCGUUUGUCUCUCUCUCUCCUUCACAUGUUCGUUCGUUCGUUCGUUCAUUCAUUCGUUUGUCUCUCUCUCUCACCCCCUCUCGUUUGUUCGUUUAUCUCUUUUUUUCCCAAGAAUCCCUUAAGAAACUACAUUCAGCCCCACUGAGCGCCAGAGUUGUCAAGUCUUUCGCGUCCAGAUUCGCUGCCAACAACGGCAAUUUGCCAGCAAGCAAAGAUGUCCAAGAUAAAAACAUCCAACUUGAAGAAGCAUUAUCCCGAAAUAGAUAUCUAUCUAUCUAUCUAUCUAUCUAUCAUGUCCGUCUGUGUUUCUAUUUGUUUCCCUCUAAGUAUCUGUCAUAUCAAGUGUGA